AGCCUCUUGGCUCGUGCUGCCCCCCCUGGCCCGGCAUUCACUGCGCGUCAGCGCGCCAGGAUGUGGCCGAGGGGCGGCUCGGACCGUGCUGGCAGGGGCCCGGCGGCGGGUACCACGAGCCUUCCCUUCUCGCCGCGCCAGUCCCGCGACGCGAAGUCUCGGGACACGCCGCAGCGCAGCCCGUGCGGCCAGCGCAGCAGCCUCGCGCGCAGCUCCCCGCGCAGCCCCCCAGGGCAGCCCCCCGCCCCGCGCACCCCCCCGCGCACCCCCCCGCGCACCCCCCCGCGCACCCCCCCGCGCACCCCCCCGCGCACCCCCCCGCACAGCGGGCGUCGCCGCAUGGUUUGGGACGGUCCUUUUGACGAUGGGACGGACCAGCUGCUCAAGGACUGCUCCAGGGCUCUGACUAACGAUCGAGACGACAUAUAUCUUGGCGAGCCCUAUGAUGUUUCUGUCGAGGAUGGGUGCAGCAGACGCCAGCACAUCAGCAACAGACAAGCCGUGCACCGUGCAAGGCCUGAGGCGACCUUCUGGUCGCACCCCGAGGGCAAGAAGUACACUGCGUCGCUGGUGCUGGUUGGGGGUGUAGUCGUGGUUUUGCUUGGCGCCCUGGUGAUCUACACGCAGCAGCGCCAGCAGAGCUCAAGCGCACCGACAGAGGUCGGGGAGCGCACCCUUGAGGAACCGAUAGAGGGCGCGGCCAUCGCCAACGUGACGGCGGCGCGGCCUGAUGUAGCAAUGCCAGGCAGGAUCGUCGUGCCAACAGGACGCAGCGCAGCCGCAGGCGAGUCGGUGGACCCCGAUGUCCAGGGCGGCAGUGGCGGCAGUGGCGCGGCGAUGGUGGGCGUGGCAGCAGCGGCUGGCACGGAUUCCAACGGGGUCGCAACGACUACAGACGCGGCGGCAGUUACGGUCGAGAAGGUUUCUACUCCAGCGAUGCCGGGUGUGGAUGCGAUGGUUGGCGAGGGCUUAAACGGGAUCGCAGUGAUGCCAGACAUGGCGGCAGUGACGACUGAGAGGGCAGCCAUUCCAGCUCCCACCCCAGUCCCGCCGCCGCCUACCACUCCGGCUCCCACCCGAGCUCCCACUCCAGCUCCCACUGCAGCUUCCACGCCAGUUCCACCGCCGCCUUGCGCGAUCUCGAGGGAAAACUGUUUCGAGAGUCGCUGCUGUGUCGGGGCAGGCGAGCAGUGUUACGAGAAGAGCGCCGGGGAGGCGGCGUGCAGGGUAGAGUGUGUUGCUGGUCCAGACAUGUCCGCCUAUCUCGAACGAUCGAUCUGGUCCUGUCUGGAGCUUGGGCAGCGGACGCCUGGCCGAGCGACAAAGGUGAACUGGACGGGCAUGCCUGUACCAAGUUGGGCGAAACAGUACUGCUCCUCGGGUAAGGACAACUGCCAGAACACCAGGUGCUGCAGCGAGGAGGGCAUGCAGUGCUACGCUAAGGACAAGUCACUGGCCCAGUGUAAGCCCUCCUGCAUGCCAGGCCCAGACUUGACCGACGUCGACGGGAGGAGUUGGAGCUGCGAAGAGAUCGGACCACGCACACCCGGGACGGUCUUGGAGCCGAGCGUCACGAGCCUGGUGGUGCCAGCAUGGGCCAGGACGCAGUGCUCGGUCAGUGGCGAAAAUUGCAACUUGACAAGGUGUUGCAGUCAGGAUGGCCACCAGUGCUACUCCAAGAACCAGGGCUGGAGCUCCUGCAAGCCAGACUGCACGCCUGGACCCCAGCCAGAGGACCGUGCGGACGAGAGUUGGUCUUGCCGCGCUCUGGGGCCCAGGACGCCAGGCCUGGCGAAGACACUUCCCGUGAGGCGGGGCUCUUUCCUGGUUGUUGGUGACGUGGGAGUUGACGGAGGCACGCACGUCAGCUCGAUGAGAUGCAGGCUUGACGUCGCGAGGGCGAUGGACGUCAAGAUGAGCGAGCUGGGGGAUGUGAAGUUCGUGGUGAACGUCGGCGACUCCUUCAAAGACAAUGGCGUCCUCGGCAGGGACGACGAGAAAUGGGACAAGGCGUGGCGCUGGAUCUAUAGCGAGCAGCUCCGCAGCGUUCCCUGGUACAGCGUAUACGGGAACCACGACUACCGCUCGGACCCCUGCGCGUGCGUCGACGCGGAUGCGGAGUGCGCGCAGGUGAACUACGACGAACAGAACCUCGAGUACUUUCAGAUGCCUGGCACCAGCUACUUCAGGGCCUUUCCAGAAAUGGCGAUCGAGAUCGUGGGCCUGGACCUGAACAAUUUCUGCGAUGCCAGCCCCGAGACCCCUGGGAGAGGGCCAGGGGAUCUGGCCUUCGGGGAGUGCGCACGGAGCGGCUGCGUCGCCAAGUGCGUCAGCGUCAUCAGGAAUCGUACCCUGGAGGCACUGGAGCUCUUCUUCAACCGCAACAGUGAGUCCACGGCCAAGUCGCUCGUGGUCUUCUCCCACUACCCGACGGACUACUUCGUCAGCUCCCCCAACUUCCUCAGGGCUUUGGCGGACAACUCCAGGCACAACAUCACGUACUUCGGCGGCCACCGCCACGGCGUCGACAACGCCAGCGCCGUCUCCAUCGAGCCGAACAAGUACUGGGUCGUCGGCGAGGGCGGCGACGAAAGCUGCGACGCGGAUCGGCAGCAAGGGUUUGUCGUCGGGGAGAUCGCGGGCGACAGUUCCAUCACGACCUACCCAGUCUUCGUGGACGGAGGGUGCUGCUCUUCCUGAGAGGUAGAAUCGAAUGACGCCAGCAUUUGGUAUCUCGCGAUGAGCACGUUCUUUCUCGGCUAAUAUUGCGCUGGAAUGCCAGCAGAGGCUAUGCACGAAUUGCCCUCGCAGAAAAUGGCCCGCUGAUAAUUGAGAGACGGCAGCUUCGGCGAUUGCAUGAGCGUUAAUGAUUCUGGUUCCAGGCAUCGGCGCCAUUAUACAUACGAACGUAUAUAAAACAUGAGCUGUGCCUGUUUUCAAAUGCAUGCUGGUAAAUGCCACAAUUCGUACAUCUCUGCGAACGAUUGGUUUCGCCCUGUUAGUACUCCGUGCAGAUACAUCUACCCAGUUAGGCGUUACUUGCACACUCCCCUCGACCCAUCUGUGCACGGCCGGAUAUAGAGAACGCCGGCGGCGCAUCACCGGCCGCUCCCUGGGAAUUUGACGCAGCGUCUCGGGAGCCUCUUGGAGGCAGGUUUGAAGCCUCUUCGGCUCCUCUUAGGGGCCGUUAGGGGGCCUCUUGGGCUUUCUCUUGGGCCUCUUUUGGGCUUAUUGGGGGCUUCUUGGGGCCCAUCGAAUGUUUCUUGGGAGCCUGCUGGCGGGGUCGGAGGUCUCGCUGUG
Molecule: messenger RNA, 3300 nt
Organism: Prorocentrum cordatum
Lineage: Eukaryota; Dinophyceae; Prorocentrales; Prorocentraceae
Source: the annotation of a GenBank genome assembly